This is a messenger RNA of Aspergillus uvarum CBS 121591, 2721 nucleotides long. Its product is annotated as GPI-anchor transamidase subunit GAA1. The record is from RefSeq and is a predicted model, not a curated record. Gene Ontology annotation, molecular function: serine-type endopeptidase activity. Lineage: Eukaryota; Fungi; Ascomycota; Eurotiomycetes; Eurotiales; Aspergillaceae. Gene Ontology annotation, biological process: attachment of GPI anchor to protein. The transcript is spliced from 10 exons. Gene Ontology annotation, cellular component: membrane; GPI-anchor transamidase complex. The coding region runs from base 1 to 2721 and encodes 906 amino acids.
AUGGCUACUCCGGCCGCUUUACCGCCACUGCCGUUCAACCCAUCGAGGGUCCGGUCCUACGUUCUUCGCCUCCCUCUUUUCACUCGGCUUGUGCUCUUAGCGAUCAUCGUGUUCUGGCUGCUCGAACUGCAGACGGUGUGGAGUGUCAAACAAUGGGGCUCGCUGAUACCAGAGGAAAUCAACAUUGGCACCAUGUAUCGACUUAACACAUACCCAUUCAUCCACUUCGGAUUCUUCCAUGCCUUCCUGAAUCUGCUGGCUCUCACUCCAUUGUUGGAGCGGUUUGAGGCCGAGCAUGGCACAUUGACGGCAGUUGCUCUGUUCUUUGGCCCUCUUUCGACAUUCCCGGCGGGCGCGUAUAUUGUGAUCGAGAGAUUUGUCUUGCACAGAAACACCGAAGUGUUUGGUGCUAGUGUUUGGGUCUUCUUGCUCUUGGGGUCUGAAGCCAUAAGAACCUUCAAAUCCAAUCCGUACUUCAGCCUCGGGCCGUACAAGAUACCUACGUGGACCUCCCCCCUGUUUGCCUGUGGCCUGGUCUCGAUUUUUGUCCAGAAUGCGAGUCUUCUGGGCCAUCUCUGCGCCAUUUUCGUGGGUUAUCUGUUCGGUCUCGGGUAUCUGAAAGUUUUCGUCCCCCCUGAGAAGGUCCUGAGAUGGAUUGAAGGGAAGUUGAACCUUCUGGGCAGACUGCCACACUAUGUCUCGGUGGACCAGAAGACGUUUGGUCGGUACGGUGUUCUUCCGACCACGACUGCAGGGGGUGAGAGGGCGACUCCAAUGAGCUACCUGGGCUCCUCGCAGCGUUUGGCCGCAAUCCGCAAACUGCGGAGCAAUCCUCAUUUUCUCUUCGUCCAUCUGCCGCAUAUUCUCUCCUUCAUCUGCAUCGUGGCCGGCGUCGUCUGGCUGCUCCUCCUGCCCCUCAACGACUACUCCCGCCAAACGUACAUCUCCGAAAACGCGCUCUUACCCGGUCAGGUCCACGCAUAUUUCUCCGGCAGUGAACAGCACAUCUUCCGAGGAUACAAGAAGGAGCUAGAGGCGAUCCUGGAGCGCCAGACGCCAAGUGAGGAAGACAGCAGAAACGAGGAAUUCACCCCGGCUGUUUCCGAUAAGAUCCAGUCGAUCUUGCGAGCCGCAGGACUCAAAGUCGCAACGCAGAAGUACGAGUACACUUCGUCGGGGAUCACCCAUCAGGGGCAGAAUGUCUACGCGAUUAUCCAAGCACCGCGGGGUGACGCUACUGAAGCCAUUGUUCUUGUCGCAGCCUGGAAGACUGCCGAUGACGAGCUCAAUCUGAUUGGUGUAAGCCUUGCGCUGACACUGGCGGGAUACUUCAAACGAUGGUCACUAUGGUCGAAGGAUAUCAUCUUCGUGUUCCCACCGGAUAGUAAAUUGGGUACCCAGGCGUGGAUUGACGCUUACCAUGACAUGCAACCGGCAUUUGUGCAGCCGCUGCCAUUGAAGAGCGGCGCGUUGCAGGGAGGCUUGGUCAUUGAGUAUCCCUUCGAUCAUCGGUUCGAGUCACUUCAUAUUCUUUACGAUGGUGUUAACGGGCAGUUGCCCAAUUUGGACCUGUUCAACACGGCUGUAUCGAUCGCUGGGGGCCAGAUGGGUAUUGGUUCCAACCUGCAAGAAAUGUGGGACCACAAUGACAGCUAUGAGAUGCGACUGCAGACGAUUCUGCGAGGCAUGAUCAAGCAGGGCUUCGGCUACGCCACGGGUGCGCACAGCAGUUUUAUGCCAUACCAUAUUGACGCCAUCACGCUGCAGCCCAAAGGCGACGGUUGGCAGGAUGAGAUGGCAUUGGGCCGUACCAUCGAGGGCCUCUGUCGCAGUUUGAACAAUCUCCUGGAGCAUCUCCAUCAGAGCUUCUUCUUCUACCUGCUCAUGCAGACCAACCGCUUCGUCAGCAUCGGCACCUAUCUACCCAGUGCCAUGCUGAUUGCCGGAAACUUCACCAUCAUGGCCAUUGCACUCUGGCUGCGGACGGGAUACUAUACCGGCUUGGAGCAAACUGCCGUCAAGCCUCCAGUAACUGCAGGAGAGACGAACAAGCAAGCGGCUACUUUGACGGAGAAGUCCGGUGCGAACACCGCGCAGCAACCAGCUGUCAAACCCGACUCAAGCAGCAUCAUCGAGCGUCAACUUGCCCUGCCGCUCACCCUCGUCGUCGGCCUCCAUCUCCUCGGUCUCGUCCCUCUUUAUAUUUUCAACAAUGUCAACCACCAGUACUACCCAACCGCAACCUAUGCCAGCAUCGCCAUCAACGCCAUCCUCCCCAUCGUGCUCGCAGCCUCCCUCACCCGCGGCCUGACGACCACUUCGCGGGACCAAUCGCAACAAUCCCUCCUCAUCAAAUCGUUCUCGCUCCUCGUCCUCGGCCUCUUCCUCUCCACGCUCGCCACCCUCAACUUCUCCCUGUCCUUCAUGAUCGGCCUCCUCUGUACCCCGCUCAGCUUCGUCAACCGCAUCGACCCGCGCACCGCCUCCCGCUCCGUGCGGUCCGUGCUCGCCGUCGCCGGCCUCGUCCUCUUGAACCUGCUGUCCCCGCCCGUCGUCCUUCUCGGGGCGUGCUGGUACUCCGGGGUCGACGUGGAGACCGUCCUCACGCAGGCGGCCUUCGGGUGGGACGUCUGGGGCAUGUGGACCCAGGUGGUGGUCUGGUGUGUCUGGUGGCCCGCGUGGGUGACUGGGUGUGCUCUGUUGGGGUUCUCCCUAUUCUAG